Ictalurus furcatus (blue catfish) is the source of this 5939-nucleotide messenger RNA. RefSeq names its product von Willebrand factor A domain-containing protein 5A-like. Bases 541 to 2583 code for a protein of 680 amino acids. The record is from RefSeq and is a predicted model, not a curated record. Lineage: Eukaryota; Metazoa; Chordata; Actinopteri; Siluriformes; Ictaluridae. The transcript is spliced from 15 exons.
UAUUCCACAUGUUAUAAGCCCAAAAGUCUGCCGCAUCUGCAAUGCUUCAAGUUACACACAACUGUCCAACACUGUGCAAAUAUAAAAUAAAGCAAUGUGUUCAACCUGGCGUUUGGGUAGAAAAAAAAUAAUCAUGCAUUUUAGAGAGUUAGAGUAUUUUUCAGGACAUAUACAGCACCACGACAGUGUAAUGACAAACCUUUAUCUAUGGUAAUAACGGUUUUGCUUUUACAUUACAGUUUACAUUACAUUAGAUUUUACGCUUUCCUCAUCAGCAGCUGUACAGGGAUGAUUAGUCUGAGACAAACAUUUCAAGAUUGUGACAAAUAAAAUUCAUGUGUAGUGCAUGGCAAGUUUUAACUGAUCCCUGCUGCAGGCUGGAAACUGUAUGAGGGGCUUUCCCCUCUUUCACUUUCUGUUUGUCCGUGUUUUGUGUGUGUGUGUGUGAUAUUCUCAGUGUGUUUUUAAAUUUAACCUCGCACUGAUAAACAGUGUUUUCUUUUCAGGAUUUCACAAAGAUUACCACAAAAGGAGAGCAAAAUGGUGAACUGUGGCCUGUUGACAAACCAGAAUGCUCCAGUUCCACUGAAGCACAUCGAGGUGGAUCUGCAGGUUCAGGGGCAUGUAGCGACGGUGACCUCCAUCCUGCAGUAUAUAAAUGAGGAAGCGCACCCGCUGGAGGCUGUGUUUGUCUUCCCCAUGCCUUCAGGAGCUGCUCUCUGCCAUUUCAGCACCAAGAUUGCAGACCAGGAGAUAGUGGCUGAGGUGCAGGAGAAACAGGAGGCGCGGGAGCAGUACGAUGAUGCAGUGAGUUCAGGUCAACAGGCCUUUCUGCUGGAGGAGAGUGAGGAGUCCGUGGACGUGUUCAAGAUGAGUGUAGGCUCUCUGCCACCAGGCCAGAGCGCUGCCGUCACCUUCAUCUAUAUCACUGAGCUGAGUGUACAGGCUGACCAUUCACUGCAAUUCUGCCUGCCUGCAGUGCUCAACCCCCGUUACACACCAGCCGGUUCAGGUGGUGGUAUAGUGUCAGAGAUAACAUCAAGUUCCUCUGGUAUUCCCUACUCUCUCUCUUUUAUUGCACACGUGAGUUCUCCAAACCCCAUCACUAAAGUGGAGUCCAAAUGUCCUCUAGAGCCCCUGAUGUUCCUCAACACAGACCACACAAAGGCAAAGGUAAGUCUUUGUGCAGGUCAUAUGUUUGAUCGAGAUGUCGAGCUGUAUCUAUAUUAUCAGAAUCCCCAUCAGCUCACUGCUAUAGUGGAGGCUGGAUCUUCCUCAGCACAGCCAGGGACUCUCCUGGGAGACCCUGUGGUCAUGGUCAGUUUCUAUCCAGAGUUUCCUGAGUCAGUGAUGUCCUCCAUGUCGUCGUGUGGUGAGUUUGUGUUUGUUAUGGACAGAUCUGGCAGUAUGAGUUGCAGCAUGCAUAAUGGACGAGGUGCACAAAAACGCAUCGAGUGUGCCAGGGACACUCUGCUCCUGCUGCUGAAGAGUCUCCCCAUGGACUGUUACUUCAACAUCUAUGGAUUUGGCUCUCACUAUGAAUCUUUUUUCCCGAAAAGUGUGCAGUACAGUCAGGACACUAUGGAGCAGGCCGUGAAGAAGGUAAAGGAGAUACAAGCAGACAUGGGGGGCACGGAGAUUCUGCGACCUCUGAAAAACAUAUAUAAACAGCCUUGUAUCCCCAACCACCCAAGACAGCUGUUCAUAUUUACAGAUGGUGAAGUAGGAAACACCAGAGAUGUUCUUCACAGUGUGAAGGGCAAUGCUAAUUUCCACAGAUGCUUCUCUUUUGGGAUUGGUGAAGGUGCAAGUUCGGCACUCAUAACAGGAUUGGCUGAGAACAGCUCUGGCCACGCCCAGUUCAUCACAGGAAAUGAACGCAUGCAGGCCAAAGUAAUGCAGUCUCUUCGCUAUGCUUUGCAACCAGCAGUGACUGAUAUCACUGAGGAUUGGACUGGUUUGUCUUUCACCCGUCUGAGCCCCCCGAUUAAUUCACUUUUCCAUGGUCAAAGAGCACUGAUUUAUGCCCAGUUGAAAGGAGCGGAAUGUCAGAAACCAGAUGCUAAGGGGAAAAUAUCAGUACAGUACCACCUAGGAGACCAAGAGGUCUCAAACAUUGUCCACUUCUCCCUGAAGCCUGCUGAGAAUAGCGGACUGGCCAUCCACAGGCUGGGCGCUCGCUCUCUGAUCCGCUCUCUGGAAAGGGACGAGCAGGAUGAUGGAGCUGAUAAAGAGGCUCUGAAGGCCAGAGUGGUGGAACUGAGUAAGCAGUCUGGAGUGAGCAGCUCUCACACAGCCUUCAUAGCUGUCCAUAAGGGCAGUAGACAAGCUGUGAAAGGACCACUGGUGAAGAGGAGAAUUCCUACACCUAUGAUGAUGGCACGUUCACGGCGCUGUAACCAUGGAUGGACUACAACAGCAGAAGACCACACAAAGUUUCACUCCUGUCAGCAAGAACAGGAAAUUGAGGCUACAGUGGGCACAGGCUCACUAAAACUGGAGAGAGAACGAUUGGAAAUAUGUCACCUGGUCUUUUUCCAAUCUCACCAACACUGUACACACACACACAGAGAGAGAGAAUGAGAAUUCAUGGUUUUAGUGCUUUUAUGCAUAAAUGGCAUACAGCACCAAUAAAGUAUCUAACCUCCUGUUUUUGUCUGUAUAGGUAUAGCGGCCAGUGGGGGACCAUCUGUAAGGACAUGUAUCCGUAAGUAAAUAAACACUGGAGUUUGUUAAUACUUAUAUUAAUCAUUAUUUUAAAACUGCUUCCUCAAAUUCAUGACACUAAUUGUAUUGCAUAUCCUUGUAUGUUGGAAAGCCACUGUCUAUGUCUCAGAGUAAAAUAAAAUAUAUAUGUCAUGUCAUUCUUUUCAUUGUUUAGUCAUGAAAAAUAUGUAAACAUGUAUAAUAAUUUUUUUAAAAAAAGUGCUACAGGAAGCUGAAGCUGGUUUGCUGUACUUCCACUGAGCUCAUUGAGAAUCUAACCUCCUCCAUCCAUACCUGCAUACCUCUUCUAAAUAUUUACUAACAUAUUUUCUUUUUUCUUUUAAAAACCCUUGCCUAAAAUGUGGUGGAAUUCGGCAUGUAGCAGACCUGGGUAAGUGUACAUAACUGUUUGUGCUCUGACAUUAUGUGUAAGUUAAAUGUUUGUACUGUUUCAAUACUUGUUUAUAAUUGGAAAUACAGAAUGUACAUUUUUAUAAUAAAUUAAAAACUUAACAAAAAAAAUUCUACAUGAAGCUCGUAGCUGGUUUGCUGUACUUUCACUGAGCUCAUUGAGAAUAUAACCUCCUUGUUUGAUUCUGUUUAGUUCCUAAAUACAAACAUGAGUUUCAAAAUACUUGAAAAUAUUUCUACACAAACAAAUCUUCAAAUAAGAUUAUUACAAAAAUGAAGCUUUUCUGUAUAUGUACAUUAUAAAAAGCAAAUGAAUCAUUUAACAUCCUGUUUUUGUUUACCUCUGUAUAGAGAAGAGUCAGGUGGCUGCACCAACGAGUCUUUCUAGUUUCUGUAAGUGAAUGCUAGACUAAAUACUUCUUAAAAAUCAUUGUGUACUUCCUUUCAUCUGUAAUAUGCACCUACUGUUGGGGCUUUAAAAGAAGUCAGUAACAUUCCAACUAUUUAUUAAUUUAAAGAAAAAUAAUACAUAAUUUCAACAUAAAUGUAAACAUACAGUAUCUCUGUAAUAAUUUACAUUAAGUUUUCAUGAGCUGACAUAAACACAUUAAUUAACCUGAGAAACACUAAUCUUUAGCCUUACACCACAACAAUCAUUAACAAAAUAACUUAUGGAUUGAUUUGUCUAAAAUAAUAAAUCAAAUAAGCCAAACAGUCAACACCUACAUUAAUUCAAUUAAAUAAAAUUAUACUUGUAUAGCACUUUUAACAAUGGACAUUGUCACAAAGCAGCUUUGUGUCAAUAUCACUAAUUAACUGUUCUUCAAACCACCAAUGAGAAAAAUGAAUCCCAUAUGACAAAUAUGAACCAACAUCUUCAUUUUUAAGUUAUUAAGUGCCAAAAUUCAGAAUCAAGGCUUAAUACUAAAUUUUAACUUCAAUUUAUCAACAUUUAGGAACAUGCACUAAUGUAACUUUUGCUAAUUGGUGUGGAUUGGAGACAUGGAUUGAAUAAACAUUAAUUAAUGGACAUGUACUUCAUUAACAUUUAAAUAAUUUUAAUUAAAAAGUCAAUUAACUUACUUGGUUAAACUAAAUGUAUUAAUGCUGAAGUUUAUAAUUUCUCAGUAUUAACCAUUGCAAUAAUAUUAACUAAUGUAGUAAUUAAUGUUAGUUAAGGGAACUUUAAUGUUUUAUCCAUAUCUGCAUACCUGUUCUAAAUAUUUACUAACAUAUUUUCUUUUUCUUUUCAAAAACUUUGUCUAAAAUGUGGUGGAAUUCGGCAUGUAGUAAGCAAGGGUAAGUGUACAUAACUGAUUAUGCUCUGACAUUAUGUGUAAGUUAAAUGUUUGUACUGUUUCAAUACUUGUUUAUAAUUGGAAAUACAGUAUAUCAUUUUUUUUAUACCACAAUGCUCAAAUCUGAUUGGUUAGAAGGUGUGCAUUAUUUUUCUAUAACAGCACGGGUAGUUCUAGCUAUAACAUGAGCGAUAGGUUUAAUGCACUGGUUCUAAUAGUAAUUGUUACUAUAGUAACAGCUUUUAUGCUGGGACUUGUACAGCGGAUGCUCCACAUAAUCUAAGACUAAUAAUAAAUGGAUUUAAAAACAGGUUGUUUAACAAAAUUAUAAUCCUUGAUGUGAUGGAGAUUUUUGUUAUGAGACAUUUAUUUAACAUUUAUGGAAGGUGUCUGUUGUAAGCACUCUCAGUCUCUCAUUUCUUGGUAAAAUGGCAGGAACUAACUUGUCUCUUGGAUGUGCCACAAUGUAAAAUCUAACUAUAAACCAUUCAAAUGUGCAAUGUGUCAUUCUUUAAUAAAUUAAAUGUUGUAAGUCUGCACUUUGAGCUCAUAUUCAUAUUAAAUUUAAACUCUAAUACAGAUGCAUCUCAAAAAAGUUUAAUACCGUGGAAAGGUUCAUUUUAAUCCGUAAUUUAAUUCAACAAGUGGAACUUUCAUACAUUCUAGGUUCAUUACACAUAAAGUGAAAUAUUUCAAGCCUUUCUUUGUUUUAAUCUUGAAGACUACAGCUUACAGCUCAUGGAAAUCAAAAAUCCAGUAUCUCAAAAUAUUAGAAUAAAGAAUUUAUAAUACAGAAAUGUGGACCUGAUGAAAAUUAUGUUAAUUUAUGCACUCAAUACUUGGUCAGGGCUCCUGUUGAUUUUCACACUAAGCAUCAGAAUGACAAAAAUGUGUCUCAGUGACUUUGACCGUGGCAUGGCUGUUGGUGCCAGUUGUGCUGCUUUGAGUAUUUCAGAAUCUGCUGUUCUCCUGAGAUUUUCACACAAAACAGUAUUUUAAAUUUACACAGAAUGUUGCGAAAAACAAACAAAAAACCCCAUCCUGUGAGUGACGGUUCAUACUUUGUUGAUUAGGGAGAAUGUCCAGACUGGUUCAAGUUGAUAAGAAUACUACUGUAUCUAAAAUAAACACUUGUUACCACCAUGGUGCACAGAAAAGCAUCUCAAAAUACGUAACAAGUCAAACCUUUAGAUGGAUGGACUACAGUAGUAGACGACCAAAUGAGGUUCCACUCCUGUCAGCCAAGAACAGGAAAUUGAGGCUACAGUGGGCACAGGCUCACCAAAACUGGACAGAGGAAGAUUGGAAAUACAACCCCAAUUCCAAAAAAGUUGGGAAGCUGUGUAAAAUGUAAAUAAAAAAACGAAUGCAAUGAUUUGCCAAUCUCAUAAACUCAUAUGUUAUUUACAAUAGAACAUGGAAAACAUAGCAAAUGUUUAAACUGAGCAAAUGUACCGUCUUAAGGAAAAAAUAAGGUAAUUUUAAUUUUGAUAACUGCAACACAUCUCAUAUGUCACCUGGUCU